UUCCCCCCAAAUUUUAUUUUUAAAUUUUCCAAACCAGAAAAGUUAAAAGUAUAAAGAACACCCAGCCACCUUUGUCCACGUUCAUCAAUUAUCAACAACACAUUGCCAUCUUGGCUUUAUACGGACUUAUUUUUCCAAACCAUUUGAAACUAAGUUGAUAAUGUCUUGCCUCUCCAUCCCUAAAAUGAAUCACCUGUGAACAAGGACGUUUUUUCCACAUCACAACAACAAUAAAUCAACCCCAGGGGGAUGGGGGUCACGGUGUAUGACACAUCUCUUGGGAGCAGGACACAAGUAUAAGAGGGACUUUAACAAAUGCAACCAAUGUAACCUAAUUCUUUGGGCCCUCAAUGAGUUUCAAACAAUAAAAAAAGAGAAAAAAAUAAUAAUCAACCCCAUUCAAGAUCUAAUCAAGAAUUAUACACUGAAUUUAGUUUUUAUAUCUUUAAUUUCUUUUCACUAUCAGAAAUGUGCAUGAAAUUGGAUCUGAUAUAAUUUAAAACAAUUUUAUGUCUUCAGAAACUAAAGAAAAAUUACAGUGAGCUAUGAUUGCUCCACUGAACUGCAGCCUGGGUGACAGAGCAAGAACCUGUAAAAAAAAAAAAAGAAAAAAUACAGACUCUGAGCUGAGAAAUAUGAAGGUGAGAGGCUAUAAAAAAAAAAAAAAGAAAGAAAGAAAAAAUAAGUUACAGAAGAAUAUCUACAAUAUAAUUCCAUUUAUGUUAAGAUUCAAGAAAUAAAGCAUGUAAAAAUAAAGCAAUUGGUCAAAUAAGCCUUAACUGUUACUGUAUAAUUUGUACUUUGUAAUAUCUGGUAGUUGCACGGUUCGUUAAGCUUCAGGCUAACAGAAAAUUAAGCAUUAACUAUGGUGCCAAGUUAAAAAAAAUCUGCAAUACCAAAACCUUCAGGAUUCAUCUACUAAAUUUUAGUAACUAUCCAUGUAGGAAAUUAGAGAGAUAAUUUUAGGCCAUCUUUAAAAUGCCAUUGGUAAAUUGUACCUUAUCCUAAAACUCCUGUACUUCCUCGGGCCAUCUGAGCAUGAAAUACUGUCACCCACCCAGGUCUGCUGGCUGCAGCAGUUGUCACAGUGUUACCCGACUGCUGCAUGCCUAGACCACCCAAGUGUUCUGGACUGAACGGCGCCACCGGAGAAGGCUCAGCGACAUGUCCAGGGCACAGAUCUCGGCUCUGGUGUGUGGUGUCGGAGGAUUUGGAGCUCUCGUUGCUGCCACGGUGUCCAACGAGUGGAAGGUGACCACCCGCGCAUCUUCGGUGAUAACCGCCACUUGGGUUUAUCAGGGACUGUGGAUGAACUGCGCAGGUAACGCCUUGGGUUCUUUCCAUUGCCGACCGCACUUUACUAUCUUCAAAGUAGCAGGUUAUAUCCAGGCAUGUAGAGGACUUAUGAUCGCUGCUGUCAGCCUGGGCUUCUUUGCUGCCAUAUUUGCACUCUUUGGAAUGAAGUGUACCAAAGUCGGAGGCUCGGAUAAAGCCAAAGCUAAAAUUGCUUGUUUGGCCGGGAUUGUGUUCAUACUGUCAGGGCUGUGCUCAAUGACUGGCUGUUCACUGUAUGCAAACAAAAUCACCACGGAAUUCUUUGAUCCACUCUUUGUUGAGCAGAAAUAUGAAUUAGGAGCUGCUCUGUUUAUUGGCUGGGCAGGAGCCUCACUCUGCAUAAUUGGUGGUGUCAUAUUCUGCUUUUCAAUAUCUGACAACAACAAAACACCCAGAAUGGGGUACGCAUACAAUGGGGCCACAUCUGCCAUGUCUUCUCGGACAAAGUAUCACGGCGGAGAGGGAGAUUUUAAAGCCACAAACCCUUCAAAACAGUUUGACAAAAAUGCUUACGUCUAAAAGAGCUCUUGGCUGGCAAGCUGUAACUUGGGUUUGUUGUGAAAGUGAACUGUUCACAAAUUGAGCCCAUCAAGGCCCUGCUUUAAUACUCCAACUAUUUUUGAAAUAUGAAUUUGAUUGUAUGGAUGUAAAGGUUCUUACAUAGUUGUAUACUAAUCAUUUUCUGUUGUGGCUUUCUAUAAAAAAUAAAAUGGUUAUUUACAGGA
Messenger RNA from Nycticebus coucang (slow loris), 2060 nucleotides. It is a transcript of the gene CLDN10, whose product is annotated as claudin 10. The record is from RefSeq and is a predicted model, not a curated record. Gene Ontology annotation, molecular function: structural molecule activity. Gene Ontology annotation, biological process: bicellular tight junction assembly; cell adhesion. Gene Ontology annotation, cellular component: plasma membrane; bicellular tight junction. The transcript has 5 exons. Lineage: Eukaryota; Metazoa; Chordata; Mammalia; Primates; Lorisidae. The coding region runs from base 1165 to 1854 and encodes 229 amino acids.